Messenger RNA from Saxophila tyrrhenica, 1902 nucleotides. RefSeq lists its product as uncharacterized. Lineage: Eukaryota; Fungi; Ascomycota; Dothideomycetes; Mycosphaerellales; Extremaceae. The coding region runs from base 1 to 1902 and encodes 633 amino acids. The transcript is spliced from 2 exons. The record is from RefSeq and is a predicted model, not a curated record.
AUGUCCGUGCUGGACGAGCUCAGCACAACGACAAGAAGGUGUUCAAGAAGGCCAGCAACCGGCCUCGAAACUCCCCAAGCAUCCCUACAUAAUGCGAUGAAACCACCAUCCCCUCAAUGGACCACCAGCUCCAUCCUCCGAACCCCUCUCCAACCCUCCCGCUCGUGGACCUGCCACGAAUGCCUCCGCCGCUCCCAAAAAGCUAACACCCGUCGCAAUGGCUUCUCAACGACCACCAACGCCUACUCGCAAGCCGGUAAACGUGCCUGGCGCGAGCGCAUUCAGAUCCAACGCCUCAAAAUCCCCCCCAAGCACCGUAAAGUCGCCAUCACAGCCGCCGUCCUCUUCGUCCUCGGAUCCGCUGGCCUAGCAUUCAGCGAACGAAUACGACACCUCUACGUCGCGGCCGAGCGAAGCGGACGAGUCGGUGUCACGCUCGCGGUAUGCGUGAACGACUACCGCAAGACCUUAAAGAGGAGCGAGGAGCCAAACUACGACGCCUUACUCUCAGCAUGCCACAAGAGAUGCGCGGAGCGGACGUUGGAGGCGAUGGAGAAGAACGGGAGUAUUUUCAUUAAACUGGGACAGCAUCUGUCGAGCCUGAAUUACUUGCUGCCGAACGAGUGGUGUGAUACGUUCGUGCCGCUGCAGGAUAAAUGCCCGGUAUCUGCGUUUUCGAGCGUGGAUGAGAUGGUGAGGUAUGAUACUGGUCAAGGUUUAGAUGAGUAUUUUACGGAUUUCGAGCGGCGGCCGAUUGGCGCGGCGAGUCUGGCGCAGGUGCAUGUUGCGCGGUUGAGGGAGACGGGAGAGAAGGUGGCGGUGAAGGUGCAGCACCCGAGUUUAGACGAGUGGUCGAAGCUGGAUCUGGCGUUGACGAGCUUUGUGUUUCGGACGUUGAAGCGGUUCUUUCCUGAGUAUGAUCUCACGUGGCUCAGUGAUGAGAUGGAGCACAGUCUGCCGAAGGAGCUGGACUUUCGAGAAGAAGGCAGGAAUGCUGAACGUGCACGCGAGUAUUUCUCCCGGGUGCGCAACAGUCCGCUGGUGAUACCGGAGGUCAAGUGGGCUCGGAGGAGGAUAUUAGUGAUGGAGUACAUCACCGGCCACCGUCCAGACGACCUGGCCUUCCUAGACUCAAACGGCAUCGACCGCGACGAAGUCUCCGCCGCGCUGGCGCGCAUCUUCAACGAGAUGAUCUUCGGUCCCGGCGCGCCGUUGCAUUGUGAUCCACACGGCGGCAACCUGGCCGUUCGUCUAAACCCUAGCAAGCGCAAACCGCGCAACUUCGACAUCAUCCUCUACGACCACGGCCUAUACCGCGACAUCCCCACCAAACUCCGCCGAAGCUACGCGCACCUCUGGCUCGCCGUCCUGCAAAUGGACGAGCCCGGCAUGCGCAAGUACGCCUACGAAGUCGCCGGGAUCGGGGACGACGAAUUCCCCAUCUUCGCCUCCGCCAUCACCGGCCGCGACUUCAGCGUCGUGCAGAGCAACGAGAUCGCUUCGCGGAGGAACACGCAGGAGAAACGCAACAUCUCCGACGCCCUCGGGUCAGGCGAACUGCUCGAACAGCUCGUGCACCUGCUGAGUAAAGUCCCGCGAGUCAUCCUGCUCAUCCUCAAAACCAACGACCUCACCCGCUCGCUGGACGAGAAUCUGCAGACGCGCGAAGGGCCCGUGCGCACGUUCAUGAUCCUGGCGCGGUACGCUGCAAGGACUGUUUACGAUGAGCAAAUGGAGCGGAUUCAGGGGAGCUUGCUGUGGCCGGGUAAUCUGCUCGGAUGGAUGGUUGCGGUGGGCGCGUAUGCGAAGGUGGCUGUGAAGCUGCGGGUGUACGAGAUCUAUCUUUCUGCGCGGCGGAGGAUGGGGUUGAGGGAUAGUGUGUUGGGGGAGGGGAUUGUCUGA